Messenger RNA from Heteronotia binoei (common prickly gecko), 3759 nucleotides. RefSeq names its product cytochrome P450 2U1. Gene Ontology annotation, molecular function: iron ion binding; heme binding; oxidoreductase activity, acting on paired donors, with incorporation or reduction of molecular oxygen, reduced flavin or flavoprotein as one donor, and incorporation of one atom of oxygen. Gene Ontology annotation, biological process: xenobiotic metabolic process. The record is from RefSeq and is a predicted model, not a curated record. Gene Ontology annotation, cellular component: intracellular membrane-bounded organelle; cytoplasm. The coding region runs from base 316 to 1614 and encodes 432 amino acids. The transcript has 5 exons. NCBI's taxonomy places the organism in Eukaryota, Metazoa, Chordata, Lepidosauria, Squamata, Gekkonidae.
AGCGCGGAGGAGCCGCCGCCGCCGUCGGCCUGGCCGGCCGUUCUGGUGCGGGAUCCCAUUAGCUCGGCUCUGCUGGCCGCCGUGGGGCUGCUGCUGGCGCUGCUCUGGUUGCUGGGCCGCCGGGCGCGGCAGGGGCUCCCGCCCGGUCCCAAGCCGUGGCCCAUCGUGGGCAAUUUCGCCUUCGCCAUCCUGCCCCAGUUUCUGGGGGUCCAGCGGCUGAACGCCGUCGAGGAAGCGGCGCCCGGCGGCGGCGGCAGCAGCAGCGGCUCCUCGCGGUCGACCUCGCCGCACCUGCUUCUCACCAGCCUGGGCAAGAUGUACGGCAACAUCUUCUGCUUUUUCGUGGGCAGCCGCCCCAUCAUCAUCCUCAGCGACUUCGAGGUCGUGCGCGACGCCCUCGUCAACCAGGCCGAAGUCUUCAGCGACCGGCCCAGCUUGCCCCUGGUGGCCCUCAUCACGAAGAAAAAGGGUGUGGUGUUUGCGCCUUAUGGCCCAGUAUGGAGAAAACAACGGAAGUUCUCCCAUUCCACUCUCCGUCAUUUUGGAUUAGGAAAGCACAGCCUGGAGCCAAAAAUCACUGAGGAAUUCAGGUUUGUGAAGGAAGAAAUUUUGAAAUAUGGGGAGAAACAGUUUAACCCCUUCCCCAUUAUCAGCAAUGCAGUGUCCAACAUCAUCUGUUCCAUAGCCUUCGGCAGGCGCUUUGAUUAUGACAAUGUUGAGUUUAAGACCUUGCUGAGCCUCAUGUCACGGGGCCUGGAGAUAAGCCUCAACAUCCAUGUCAUUCUGGUGAACAUCUGCCCUUGGCUGUACUACCUCCCUUUUGGUCCCUACCGGGAACUCAGGCAGAUUGUGUUUGACAUCACAACUUUCCUGAAGAAAAUAAUUGCACAGCACAGGGAAAACCUGGAUGCCCAGAAUCCCCAGGACUUCAUAGAUAUGUACCUUCUUCAAGUGGAUGAGGAGAAAAAGACCAACAGCAAAAGCAGCUUUAAUGAAGACUACCUGUUUUACAUCAUCGGAGACCUUUUUGUUGCAGGCACAGACACUACAACUAACACAAUCCUCUGGUGUCUGCUGUACUUGUCACUUCACCCACAAGUACAAGAAAAAGUCCAAGAAGAAAUUGAAUCGGUCAUUGGCCGGGAUAGAUGUCCUACCCUUGCUGACAAGGUACAUAUGCCCUUCACAGAAGCCACCAUCAUGGAAGUUCAGAGAAUGACAGUGGUUGUCCCUCUUUCUAUUCCUCGGAUGGCAUCGGAAACUACUGUGUUCCAGGGCUACACUAUUCCAAAGGGAAGUGUAAUCUUCUGUAACUUGUGGUCAGUGCACAGAGAUCCCAGCAUAUGGAAAAACCCAGAUGAUUUCUACCCUGAAAGGUUUCUGGAUGAAAAUGGCCAGCUUCUCAAAAAAGAAACCUUCAUCCCUUUUGGAAUUGGAAAACGUGUGUGCAUGGGAGAACAGCUAGCCAAGAUGGAGCUCUUCUUGAUGGUGACAAGCCUCCUGCAACAUUUCACUUUCUUGUAUCCAGAGGACUUGAAGAAGCCUUCAAUGGAUGGAAGAUUUGGUCUGACCUUGGCUCCAUUUCCAUUCAACGUAAUUGCCUUAAAGAGAUGAAGGCACACCGUAGGAGAAUGCUGCAUGAAGUUUUCGUUACUCUUAUGAAAUUUCAGGGCUAUCUAUUAAAUGCACUUCACUAGCAAAAUCACCAGCCCUGAGCAGGAAUAGGGGGACCUGUAGCCCACAGGCUGCCCCAAACUCAUCAAGCACUUUUCCCACGGCAUGGGGACUGUUGAGUAAGAAUUGUGAACCUUUUUUAUGAAGGGAGAGAUGGGAAUGGAGAUUUUCUAAUCAUGUUUGUUGCAGAAUGAUGCAUUUUAAAAAAUUGGUGCAGAAAAAUCUCACUGGUAAGUAGCUUUUUAUAUUAAAUUCUUAAUAUAUAAUUUAACAGUGGAUUCAAAAUGAAAAAAAAACCCCACAAAGUCGUGGUAUAUUUGGAUAUAUUUUUUUCAUACAAGUCAUGAACAUCCUUUUCAAAAGACACAUGGCGGGUGCCUGCAGAUCUACCUUAAAAAGAGGACUCUCUGCAGUUUUUCAUCGUCCAGGCUGAGCCUGGCUUCUACCCACCUUCACUGUGAAAAUAACUGAGGUACAGGACACUGACUCAGUCUUCCCCCUCCCACCACACUUCAGGCAGGCUGUCUGUUUUGUUCAGCAUGUACAUUUAUUCAAUUGUAUAUUUGUGACUCAAUAUUCAGUUGUAUAUUUGUGACCCUUUAAAUCAUUUUUAAAAUGCUGGAACAACUAGGUCAUUGAAGGCACUGGUUUCAGCCAGUCAGAACUGUGCAGAUUUGGUUUCUGGUGCAAUCACACAGAAGGUGUUUUUCUUACGCUCAAUUUGGGAGAGGAGGUCCAAACAUAAGUUCCACUGCAGGAAGAACUCACCAGUCAUAUCAUGUACACCUUUAUGCACCUGAAAUUUAUCUUAUGGAAUUACUUGAAAGUUGAUACUUUGAAGUAGUGACACUUGUCUCCUUCCCCUACUUUGGACUUGCCUGCAUUAUAAAUUCACUGCAGAUCUGUGCUGAACUGAAGCUGAUAUAGCCAGCAACAGACCUACCAUACCUACUCUGAAAACAUUUGAGGAUCUGUGUAGGUGCUCUGGGAAACAGCGUUUACAUGGUUCAAACUGUACUACUGUGAAGACAGGCAACUUCUCUCACUCAGCUCAACACAGUACAAAACACGCAGAAAGAGAAAUCUCACAUUUGCUUGUUUUGCUGUAUGUGGGAUGAAUUCUGUCCAUGUGCUCUCCCUUGCCUUCCCCUCUUCUGCUGUCAGUGAGAAAUAAGCAUUACAAAGAGUAAUGCACGUAUCUACAGCUAGUUUAUUUUCAGUUUUGUUCAUGGAUUCUGUUGGCAGGCUUGCAGCCUGAGUUUGUACUACUCAUUGGGGCAGCAAUGUGCAAUCACAUGUUCUUACAAAUGGUGAGACAAUUGCAUCAGGGCCAUCUAGGAAUAUGGGAGAUCAAGUCGCCAUUUGUGUGCACUCAUAUCAUAGACACACGUAUCUCCUAGGAAGGAAACGACACUGCCAUAGCCUUGGGCUGGCCUUCUUGGCAGGGAAGAACCUACUGCAAUGUAAAUACAGCACACCAUUUCUAAUUCAUUGCUAGUUAAAGGUACUGGCAAGCUGAUGCAAAGGUAGUACAAGGCUAUUAAUUGACACUGUGCAGCUUUAAGCUACAAUACACUUGCAUUGUGGAGAAGCCUUGGAGAUUGGGGGGAAGGGGUGUUGGAAGUUCUGGGACAGUUCCUAAAAGACUGGAAUCUUCAAUAGGAAAGUUAAAAACUGCACUGCUAAUUUCAAGAUGAUUACUGUUAAACAACCAGACCAACUGCACUGCAGAGCUGGAAGUGCAACUUUGUACAGCAUGUUCGCCUCCUAUAGUAAGGCCCCCUUUUAAUGAUGCACUUUAUCAUUUUUGUCCAGGAUCCAAAGACCUGUAUUUCUACCUUAGGAGGCUUGAAAGGCCUUGUUAAUGAUAUAUGUAGGUUGCCUGUAUUGUGCUGAUGUUUAUUCUGCCUGCACUCCCACCCAAUGAAUGCCUUGUUUAGAAUUUUGCAAUGUAAGAUAUCAUUCCCAUUUGAAAUGACCAUUUGAGACUUGCUUUUUGAAAACGUGCCUCUACUUCUUCAUACAACCUGAGAUCCUGUUCCUCAGUGUGAAUCCCUUUGUCUAAAUAAACUUUUUAUUUUAAAA